GCCAGUCGGGACCGUGCGCGCUGCUGCGAUCAACGCGGCAUGGAGCCGAGCGGGUCGCGACCCCGGGGUUUCCCCGAGCUGAAGAACGACACGUUCCUUCGCGCUGCCUGGGGAGAGGAAACGGACUACACCCCCGUUUGGUGCAUGCGGCAGGCAGGCCGCUACUUACCAGAGUUUCGGGAAGCUCGGGCUGCCCAGGACUUUUUCAGCACCUGCCGCUCCCCAGAGGCCUGCUGCGAACUCACCCUGCAGCCCCUGCGCCGCUUCCCCUUGGAUGCUGCGAUCAUCUUCUCUGACAUCCUCGUGGUACCCCAGGCACUGGGCAUGGAGGUGACCAUGGUGCCUGGCAAAGGGCCCAGCUUCCCAGAGCCGCUGCGAGAAGAGCGAGACUUGGAGCGCCUCCGGGACCCAGCGGCUGCGGCCUCUGAGCUGGACUACGUGUUCCAGGCCAUCACCCUCACUCGGCAGCGGCUGGCUGGGCGGGUGCCACUGAUCGGCUUUGCCGGUGCCCCGUGGACUCUGAUGACAUACAUGAUUGAGGGUGGCGGCUCAAACACCAUGGCUCAGGCCAAGCGCUGGCUCUACCAGAGACCACAGGCCAGUCACCAGCUGCUCCGCAUCCUCACUGAUGCUCUGGUCCCUUACCUGGUGGGACAGGUGGCUGCUGGUGCCCAGGCGUUGCAGCUCUUUGAGUCCCACGCGGGGCAUCUUGGCCCACAGCUCUUCAACCAGUUUGCACUGCCCUACAUCCGUGACGUGGCCAAGCGAGUGAAGGCCAAGGUGCAGGAGGCCGGCCUGGCUCCAGUGCCCAUGAUCAUCUUUGCUAAGGAUGGACAUUUUGCCCUGGAGGAGCUGGCCCAAGCUGGCUAUGAGGUGGUUGGACUUGACUGGACAGUGCCCCCAGCGAUUGCCCGGGAGCGUGUGGGGAAGACAGUGACGUUGCAGGGCAACCUGGACCCCUGUGCCCUGUACGCGCCCAAGGAGGAGAUCGGGCAGCUGGUGCAGAAGAUGCUGGAUGCCUUCGGAUCCCAGCGCUACAUCGCCAACCUCGGCCACGGGCUCUACCCUGACAUGGACCCCGAGCACGUGGGGGCCUUUGUGGACGCCGUGCAUAAGCACUCGCGUCUGCUUCGAAAGAACUGAGUGCACUUACCUUCUGCUGCUAAUGCAGAUUAUACUCGUAGGAGAAUAAAAGUUCCAGAGCUGGA
Molecule: messenger RNA, 1208 nt
Organism: Sorex fumeus (smoky shrew)
Lineage: Eukaryota; Metazoa; Chordata; Mammalia; Eulipotyphla; Soricidae
Gene: UROD
Product: uroporphyrinogen decarboxylase
Exons: 10
Coding region: 40-1143 (367 amino acids)
Biological process (GO): heme biosynthetic process
Cellular component (GO): cytosol
Molecular function (GO): uroporphyrinogen decarboxylase activity
Source: RefSeq, a predicted model, not a curated record